This is a messenger RNA of Paramecium sonneborni, 2224 nucleotides long. Lineage: Eukaryota; Ciliophora; Oligohymenophorea; Peniculida; Parameciidae. The record is from the annotation of a GenBank genome assembly.
AUGAACAAAUUUGAAGAUGAAUUAAAAUAUGCAUAAAAAGCAACAAUUAGUGAAUUUCUGUCUUGGUUAUAGAAUGUCAGUUAUGAACUUAUAAAUUAAAAAGAAUACUCAUAUGGAUAAGAAUUUUUAAGAUGUUAACAAAAUGUAUAUGAACUUAUAUUCAAAUAAAAUGGUAUUUUGAACAAUAGUUUUUGUACAACUCAAUAAAGAUAUGGCUCAGUCGAAGAUACAUUUUUCUUCAUAAAAUUAUUGAAUAUUCUUUCUCCAAAUGAAAUGUCAUUUUAUUAAUCAUUACCCUCUGAACAUCCUUAUUUUCCUGUUUAAAUAGAUGUGUUACCAGCACAUAUUUAACUAUAUUUUAAGGACCCAUCUAUUGCUAAUAUGAAUUAAUAAUUUUAAACAUUUUAAGAUAUAUUUUAAGAGAAUAUUUUAGUUGAAAAAAAAUAACUAAAAUUUUGUGUUAGUGCAAAAAUGAUGUUUUGGAUUUAUUUAUUAAAUGGCGCCAUUAAUUUUAAAGAUAGUGCUUUAUAUGUUACAGAUAAUAAUUAAAAAUUAUUAGAUUGUGCGUUUAAUAAAUUCAAAAAAAAAUUUAACACAAAGGAUUCCUUAUUGAAAUAACUUACUUCAAAUCCAUAUUUAGUUAUUGUUAGAAGAAUUUUAGAAUAUAUGUAUACAAAAAUUAGAUAAAAUAAUCAAAUCUUAAGCCAUUCAAACAAAUAAUUAGCAAUAUUUACUUUUCAAUAGAUGAUUAUUCUAUUAUAAGAAUAUUCAUUAUAUGAACACUUGUUCGUUACUAAAUUAUUUGAAUUAAAUUUAACUAUCGAUUAAUAGAAAUUAUUAUACAAAAUUAAGCCAAGUAGCAUUGUUUUGGAUACGCAAAUUAUGUUAAUUUAUUUAACAAUUUAUUUUAAUUCAUUGUAUGGAUCUGAUUUAGAAACGAUUUAUUAGUAAUUCAAACCAUUUUUAAAAAAUUCUGAUAUUUUUAUUAAGAAUAGUUAAUUUAUAUAUUAAAAUAGAAGUUUUUUUUUUGAAUGUGGAAGAUAAAAAUAAUAAAUAACUUACUAGUAAGGGUUAUAUAAGUUUUUUUAAUAUUCUUUUGAAACUUAUCCAAAUGAGAGAUAAUGUAAUUAAAUUACUUUAUAUUCACAUAUAGCAACUUAUGUGAUAUUUCUAAGAUGGUAAUUUGUAAAAUAUGAAACAUGCAUUUAUAAUUAAGUUUUAAUGUUUGAUUAAGCACUCUAAUCUUGUGUUGCAUCCUAGAAUGUAAUUUUGAGCCAAAUUUAAAAAAAAAGAGAUAUUUCCUAUAAAAUUUAUAAUCCAUUAACAAAAUUUAUUAUAAAUGAAUUAUAUCCUAUUUAUUAAUUGUUUAAAAAUAAAUUUGGAGAUUAUCCUUAAGCUAUUUUAUUUAAAGAAUUCAAACCAAAUAUGUUAGAAUAAAGAUUUAGUAUAUAUGAAAGUUAAAUGGAUUAUCAUUCUAGAGAAUCAGAAGCAUAAAGAAAUUAAAUGAAAAAUUCUAUAAGACUCUAUUAUCCUUUUUAUACAAAAUUACUAAUUACUAUUUUUUAAUGUUUAAACAAUUUGAACUAUAUUAAUGAUUCAGAAUAUUAAGGAUUGAUCGAUUUGUUUUCAUUUUUAUACUCUAAUGAUUAAAAUUCAAUCUUUUGUGAUUCAUUAAAGUUUUUAAAUUAGAAACCAUUUUAAAUACCAGCUUAUUCUGAAGUUAAAAAUUUUUGUGACAUUUAUGUAAAAAAUAAUAAUGAAGAAGAAUUCUUAAUUAAAUAAAAUGAAAAUAUUCAUAAUUAUGUGUUUUAAACAAUAAAAUUAUUGAAGUCAUAUCAAUAAAAGAAAAAUCUAAAAAAUGAUAAAAUUAUAGAAUAUUUAAGUUAAUAAUUUAAUAUUUAAACAGCAAAAAUAAAUGUAAUUCCAAUAAAAAAUAUGAGUCCUUAGAAAAACAUAGGACGAUUAUCGAAAUCUAGAAUGUAAAUAUUUAAUAUAUAUAAUUAGUAUAAUUAAUGAAUGGAAGGCUCCCUUAAGAGAUUUCGAAAUUUAUGUUUUUUUUAUUAUUAUGUGGUAUUUGAGUUUAGGAUUUGAUAAAUUAAAAGGAAUUCCUUAAAGUGAUUUUCCAUAGACUCAAUGGCCUAGAAAAUUUGCAUCACCAAUCAAUUUAUUUAUAGUAUCUAUCAUCAUCUAUGGUCUUUUAACAAUCCUUUUCAGGUUCAUUUGA